Messenger RNA from Phytophthora infestans T30-4, 4014 nucleotides. RefSeq lists its product as uncharacterized. Bases 1 to 3927 code for a protein of 1308 amino acids. The transcript is spliced from 2 exons. NCBI's taxonomy places the organism in Eukaryota, Oomycota, Peronosporomycetes, Peronosporales, Peronosporaceae. The record is from RefSeq and is a predicted model, not a curated record.
AUGGCACAUGACGGCAGCAACCUGUUCCAGAUCCGCCGCAUCUUCGGCUUCCCGACCUCCUCCGCGGCGUCUAAUGGGUCGAUCCCAGCGCUCAAGAUCGCGUCAAUGGCCGUGCAUACACUGGAGAAGAAGCAGCUGCUAGCGCUCGCCAUCAGUGAGGAGUUUCCCAAGACCAUUCCCCACCCCCGAGGCGACAGCUCCUCCACCACCUCCAUGGCUCCUGCGGACGCCAAAACGAACUUCUUAUUGGUCCGAACCAUCGAAGAAGAUCAGCGCACUCGGUUCUGGAUGUUCCCUGUGUGCUCGACGCCCAAACAACAAAAAGCAGGCAAAGCUGAGCGACUCUCGGCCUUGGAGUUCAGUCCCGAGGGAGAUUGGCUCGCUGCACUAUCGCAACGCAAGAAUCGACUGCACCUGGUGCCGAUAUUCACACUAGUGGCCAAUCAGCGACGUGCCAUGCUGGAUGCGUCGUACCAGCCCACAUCACACCACCGUGAGCUCAUGAACGUGAACCAGGCGGCUAUGACGACACAGAUGGCGUCAUAUCUACGCGCUACGAACGAGUACGGGGGUCUCAAUGGGGCUCGCUAUCACUCUCAAGUCGCAGGAGACGACGAACAGAUGAGUACACUCGAGUUCGCUCCGGGUAUUGGGAGUAUCACGUGUGUCAGAUGGUGGAGAUCGCUUAAUGGCAAGAAUUAUUGCCUUGUAGGUGGGACGGAGAGCUUGAUUUCGAUCGUCAAUGUGGAGGAGAAUGCAGAGGAAUGCAGAUGUGAGCUGGUGAAUGCAGGGACCAUUGUAAGUAUUGAUUUACUUCAGGAAAACUUCAGAAAGGAACGCAGAACUUCCAUGCUGGUGAAAGCCAAGACGGAGGAUAUUGACGAUAAGGAGAGAGAAGCAGGUGGGACCGGAGUGAGGUAUUAUCGCGUUGUGUUGGAGAAGAAGUUCCAGGCAAGACCAAAGCCAGCGCCCAAGAAAGUGAAGACGAAGCAGGAGAACGAGGCGACGGAGACUGCUACGUCGACGCUGAAGAUCCAGACGACGACUGGGGGAUCUUUGUCUUCGAGCGAGACGAACUUCACGACCACCAACACUAGUGGCGGCUCCAGUCCCUUCAGUUUCUCGAAAGCUCCCAAGUUUGUCGUCAAGACCUUCCCAGAGCAUUUCCUGGAGGACAUGGACUUCCGACCUCAACGUGUCAAAAAGAACUCGCCGCAAGUGUGUCUAUAUCCUAUUAACGGAGUGUUGAGCUCGGAGUCGUCUCUGGCGCUGUAUGAUUGCAACAAGAAGACGGCGAAUCUCUAUUCCAACUUCCAUUGGAGACUGAAAGGUGAAUACAAAGUCCCGGAUCUCCUCCCUGCGUCGUUCGCCGAUACUGAAGAGCAGGAUGAGAAGCAUAGUGACCAGCAGGACGACUCACGUUCUGACGACGAUAAAGACGAAGUUGUGGACGUCGAGUUGACGUAUUGCUCGACGGAUUUGAUGCUGCUCCAAGGACGCACCUCCAAGUCGAACGAGACGAUCUCAACGUGGGUCUCGCUCCCAUCGAACCAAGGCAUGGACGAAGACGUUGUCAGAGCGCAUAUCGUGCACUAUCUAGCGCUUCAUGGCAACGAGAGAAUCGAGCGAGUCGUCCAGAGCACGGCGCGAAGCUCGAACAGCUCCGUGGGUGGCAGCCAGUCUGGCGAGGCUGAGAUCAUAUAUAUCCUGCAAACGAAGCACCACGUGUACGAAUGUCGGCCACAAUGGUCUCGUCUGGCGCUCUUUAAGGCGCUGUGUGCGCGCUCCAUCGCUCUUCGUGACGCAUUGUCCAUUGGCUACGCUCUAGGUAUCGACAUGGCUUCACUCUGUCAGGUGGUCGCCAAUACUUUGUACACCAAUGUGAUCGACGGCAGUACAAUUGCAGAUAACGAGCUGGUCCAAUGGGUACGCGAGCUCUUUGAAGUCUCCAGAAUCAUGCCGUCCAGUGCUGUGGAGCAGCUGACAGCGAUGGGAGGUGUCCAGAGUGCUAUAGACUAUGCGCAACAUGUGCUGUCCAAGCCUGUGCGUGAUUCGGUGUAUGAUGGAGGGGAAAGAAGACGUGUUGCUCUGUUGCUGGUGGAUCUGGUCUUCCAGCAGCAACUCCAGAAAGAUACAUCGACUGAUACUGAGCGGGGGCAUACUCAGGCUCAAGAUGAAGAGCGAGAGGCGUGGCUGGUAGAGUUUUUGGAGACCAACCGAGACUACAUGACCACAGACAUUGUGGAUCUCUGUCUUUCCCAGCAGCACGUGGAUAAGGCGAUCCUGGUAGCAACUCGACGUGACGAAGUGCCAAAUGUGCUUGAGAAGAUUAUCAGCAAAGGACUGGCCCUAGCAGUAUCUGAGAAGCUGCUGCGCUCGUUAUUGGACUCGGGCCACGCUGCAGCGCUCACAGCUCCAUCCAGUCGGCUAAUUCUGCGGUCAUUCUCGACCAAAGUUCAAGCGGAAGUUCUGUUGGCGCACCCACCUGCUAUUCUCCAGCAUCGAGAUUGGCUGGAGCGUAACUUAGCUGCUCUCUCCCCACAGCUUUGCCGUCAACUUGCAGGCAAGAUUAACCCCGACCAGCCAGAUAACAACGAGUACGCCGUCCAUGCUGCAGUAGAGGAGUCUUCAUCAGCUAAGCCAGGAGUGCACACCGAUGUGUCCACGUCCGAGUUUACGAAGGUGGCAUCAGAAGAACAAGUGGAGUUGUACCUCACUCUCCUUCUGCACUUGAAUUGCCGAAUGCUUCUGAAGGACUUAGCAGCGCAGUAUCGUCCACCUAUCAUGGUGUCUCGCUGUAUCGAUUACGAGAAUUGGACUGCAGCGGCCUGUAUCUACGAAGCUCACGGGGAACUCGUGGAGGCUCUUGAAUGUCGCUUGCAUUCCCACAACUCACAACUUUUAUCAAAUGCACUUGCAUCAUCUGACGAUUCGAUCCCUCGCCGUCGUCAGCAGUCGAGCGACUCGGUUGGCAGCGCCGUAUCUGACGAAUCUGACAUUCAAGAACAUUUGCGUGAAGAAUUACUGCAGCUUCUAAACUCGCUGGUCGUGCAUAGUCACAGCUCGGAAGUCAUUUCGACACAGAUCCGUGCCGCUAUUCUUGCGCGUAUCCUGGUCAAGUGGUUCGAAUACGGUCUGAAGCGCACUGUUCUGGAGGUCUUCCUGAUCGAUCCUGACGUGUUCAAGCACGUCUCGUCGCUGCUGGCGCAGAUCUUCUUCUCGGAAGUUGUGGACUCCAUUCUAUCAGCAACAUCGACAUCAAGCGGACCGCGUCAAGGUUUCGACGACCGCGACAAAGAGUGGGUGUACAAGUGCCAGCAACUUCCAUUCUCAGGUCAGUUCCUCUUCCGAGUCUGCGUGUCGUUUCUGGAAAAGGACCAUGAAAAUCCAGAAUCGGAGUCACCGACUCGCAAACUCUUGGAUCUCGUGAAGAACAACGUUGUCGAGAACGAUCUAUCGCAUGGUGCAGUCCCCAUUACUCCUCAUUCAGCACAAGCUCUUGGAAAGACCGAUCCACUGGAGACGCACGUCAAGGCUUUCACGUGUGGCCACUUGUUCCCAAAGCGUGUGUUCGAAGAGGAAGUGGUGCCAGAGUUUGAGAAGCGGAUGAAUACUCUACCGAUGCCGCUGUUUGCGACCAAGCAAGCCUUCACUCGCGAGUUCAAACGAGGAGCCAGUGAGACGCCAUGUCCGGUGUGCAGCUUCAACAAGAUCAGUCAAGCAGUGUUCCAGCAGCACAAGGCAAGCCACGGGCAGUCUCCGAUGCAGCCAAGACACCGAGAGAAGACAAAGGUGCCGUACUAUUUCCUGCAUCGUGAGUCGAGUGAGCGUCUCGGCUUCUCGGCUGAAGUACAAAGCACCAAGCCACUGAAACACGAAGCGUGGGAAUGGAGAGAGCAACGAGCAACUUUAGGAAGAGAAAGAUGAAGCGGUUCAUGAUACAUCGUGUUUUACCUUUGAUUCUGAUAAGUUAAUGGGCGUCUGUGCGUUUGUGCACAGCAAAACUGGAUAAAA